Messenger RNA from Acanthoscelides obtectus, 447 nucleotides. The record is from the annotation of a GenBank genome assembly. NCBI's taxonomy places the organism in Eukaryota, Metazoa, Arthropoda, Insecta, Coleoptera, Chrysomelidae.
AUGGAGGAUGGUUCAAUAAUUCCACGUUUUCUUCCGUUAAAUACUGCCUUGUUUUUUGGGCUGUGUGCGAGCUUGCAUUGAUGAUUCUUCUUUCGGCGUUGAUUUUUCGAAGCUCGGUGAUGAUUUUUGGCAAACAAAUGGUGGUAUACCAAUCCGCAGUAACAGUUACUUGCUCAUUAAGAGGAAUUGUUGUAAUACACACAUGUCGCGACCAUCUUUUUCGAAACACUUCGAGAACGGAUGAGUUUUGUUGGCUUUCCUUCACUUUGGAACCCAGAAACAGCCGACUGUCGUUUAUUUUCUGUUUCAUAACAGUAAAUAAACGAUUCAUCACCACUAACACUGCUGUUCACAUUUUUUGAGUUUCCGGAAUUGAAACGGUCAAGCGUUUUUUGACACCAAUUCACCCUGGCUGCCUUCUGCUGUUCAGUCAACAGGUGGGGUAUC